GCUAAAUGUUUCCAGGUUACCAAUGCCCACCAAGACAGAUGUCCACGCGUGUUUGUUGACAUAUAUAUUUCGCUUUAUUUCAGUGUUUAGACGGGAUUUAGGUUUCCAAAAAUGUCGAGAUUAAUCGUCAAAAACCUUCCAAACGGGAUGAAGGAGGAGCGGUUCAAGGAGAUGUUUGCCGCCUUCGGAACAUUGACAGACUGCGGCCUGAAGUUCACCAAGGAGGGCAAGUUCCGCAAGUUUGGAUUUGUGGGCUUCAAGACUGAGGAGGAUGCGGACAAGGCGCUGAAGCAUUUCAAUAAAAGCUUUGUGGACACGUCCAGAGUAACGGUGGAGAUGUGCAAGUCGUUUGGGGACCCCACUAAGGCCAGAGCCUGGAGUAAACACUCCCGUGGUCCAGCCACAGCCCCCAGGGAGAAUAACAAGGAGAAGAAGAAAAAGGAAUCCCCCAGUAUUCUAGGCAAACUGGAGGAUGACGAGGGUUUCCAGGAGUUUGUGUCAGUGCAUCAGAACCGCAACCAGGCGUCUACCUGGGCCAACGACACUCUGCCCCAAUCAGCAGCCCCCGAGACCGGACAGGGGAGGAGUCAGGAGAAGAAGCCUGCCUCCGAUGAUUACCUUAACUUUGACGAGUCAGAUGAGGAGGAGGAGGAGGAAGACCAGGGUGCUGAUAAGGAGGCUCUGAAGUCUGGCCUGUCUGAUAUGGAGUACCUGCGCUCCAAAGUGGCACAUACAGAGGGUGCUGCUGUGGAGGAGAACAAUGACGAUGAGGAUGAAGAUGCGGAAGACGAGCCUGCCGCUGUGCAGCAGACAGAUGGUGCCUAUGAGAGUAGGGACAGAGACUGUAUCCAGAGGGCCACAGCACCAGCCUCUUCACUGGAUCAAAGCCAGGGCAAGCCUGGCAAACAGCAGGAGACUGAGCCCACCACUGAGUUCACAGUGAAGCUGAGAGGAUGUCCCUUCAAUGUCAAAGAGCAACAAGUACGAGAGUUCAUGACUCCUCUGAAGCCUGCAGCCAUUCGAAUUAUCAAGAACGCCACUGGCAACAAAACCGGGUAUAUAUAUGUGGACAUGCGGUCAGAAGAAGAGGUUGAAAAGGCUCUGAAGAAGAACAAAGAUUACAUGGGGGGGCGCUAUAUUGAGGUUUUUCGGACAAGUGUGAGGGGUGAGGGGCGCGCGGCGAGGCGGGAGAAAGGGAGCGAGAGGAGCUUCACCAGGGAGCUGAAGGAUGAUGAGGAAGAGGAAGAUGUUGCAGAGUCAGGAAGACUCUUCAUAAGGAACCUGCCCUACACUUGUACAGAAGAGGAGCUCCAAGACCUAUUCUCCAAGCACGGUCCUCUGGCUGAAGUGGUUUUCCCCAUCGACAAUCUGACCAAGAAGCCUAAAGGAUAUGCCUUCGUAUCUUACAUGAUCCCUGAGAAUGCAGUGACGGCACUGGCUCAGCUAGAUGGACACAUAUUCCAGGGCAGGAUGCUGCACCUGCUUCCAUCCACUCUGAAGAAGGAAAAGGCUGAUUCCGCCCACUCUGGCCCAGGCUCCUCCUCCUACAAACGUCAGAAAGACGCCAAGAACAAAGCCAGUAGUACCAGCUCCCAUAACUGGAACACCCUGUUUCUGGGCACCAGUGCUGUUGCAGAUGCUAUCGCUGAAAAAUACAACACCACCAAGAGCCAAGUCCUGGACCAUGAGUCUAAGGGAAGUGUAGCAGUGAGGAUGGCUUUAGGAGAGACUCAAAUUGUCCAGGAGACUCGACAGUUCCUGUUGGACAACCACGUUUGUCUGGACUCCUUCAGUCAGGCGGCGGGGCCUCGUAGCAUGUCUGUGUUCCUGGUGAAGAAUCUUCCAGCGGGAGUGACGGUGGAGAACCUGGAGGAACUGUUCUCGCCGCAUGGCACCCUGGGUAGAGUGCUGCUGCCGCCUGCAGGCUUGACUGCCGUCAUAGAAUACCUGGAACCCACUGAGGCCAAACAAGCCUUCACUAGACUGGCAUACAGCAAGUUCCAGCAUGUCCCCCUAUAUUUGGAGUGGGCGCCUACAGGAGUAUUCUCAGCAGCCAUGCCUAGCAAGAUACUUACACCAGAUCCGGAGCCCACCACCAAAACCUCAGCACAGGAGGAAGAGGAGGAGGAGGAGGAGGAGGAGGAAGCACUGGGAUCCACCCUCUUCAUCAAGAACCUCAACUUCACCACAACAGAGGAGACAUUGCGUGAGACCUUCUCCAAAUGUGGCACAUUGAAAACCUGCACCAUCUCCAAGAAAAAAGACAAGACCGGUCAGCUGUUGUCCAUGGGGUAUGGCUUUGUCACCUAUCGGACACAGAAGGCAGCAGAGAAGGCCAUAAGGCAGCUUCAGCAUUGCAGUGUGGAUGACCACCAGUUGGAAUUGAAAGUGUCUGAGAGAGCCACCAAGUCUGCAGUAGUGUCUCGUAAGAAGCAGGCAGAGAGGAAACAGACCAGCUCUAAGAUCCUUGUACGCAAUGUCCCCUUCCAGGCCACAGUCAGGGAGAUACGAGAGCUCUUCUGCACGUUUGGGGAGCUGAAGACUGUUCGUCUGCCAAAGAAAGCGUCCGGUACUGGCACGGGGGCUCACCGCGGGUUUGGCUUUGUAGACUUCCUCACCAAACAGGAUGCAAAGAAAGCAUUCUCAGCACUGUGCCACAGCACCCAUCUGUAUGGGCGGCGGCUGGUUCUAGAGUGGGCCGACGCUGAAGACACUGUGGAGACGCUACGCAGGAAAACAGCAGAGCAUUUCCAUGACAUUCCUAAGAAGAAGCGGAAGGCUGAGGUGAUGGAGGGUAUUAUGGAGACGAUGGAGGUCGGGGGGACAGAGGAUGACUGACCUCUCAACCACACACCCUAACCCCAACCCAGCCCCAAUUGUUGCUCUGUCGACCCAUGUGGGUAGGAGUGACUGCGUAAUCUGGACCUGAGUGACAGGAGAAGAAAGAAUCAGAUAGACSAGAACUCGACAGAAUCCAAUUAUUUUGUCAGUGAUUCUGCGCAAAGCCUUGACAAGCAAAUCCUCUCAAACACACUGAGGGACUUUGACAGAGCGUUGUUGUUACGAGGAACGGGUGUGGGUGUGUGAGGAGAAAGCGGGACAGAGAAUGUCUGUGAGAGAGCUCUGAUGAUGCAUGGGACUCUGAUGACAUGAUUGAUAGGAUUAUUUGUACACAACAAUUAAAUGUUACCCAUCUGCUACUGUG
Molecule: messenger RNA, 3205 nt
Organism: Salvelinus sp. IW2-2015
Lineage: Eukaryota; Metazoa; Chordata; Actinopteri; Salmoniformes; Salmonidae
Gene: rbm19
Product: RNA binding motif protein 19
Molecular function (GO): mRNA binding
Source: RefSeq, a predicted model, not a curated record